This is a messenger RNA of Physella acuta, 1440 nucleotides long. RefSeq lists its product as uncharacterized. Lineage: Eukaryota; Metazoa; Mollusca; Gastropoda; Physidae. The record is from RefSeq and is a predicted model, not a curated record.
AUGAAACUACGCAUGUGUUUUUGUUUAAGCUUGCACUUUGAUAACGUAAAAACUGUAUCAUCUACUUCAUCUGUCUCAUCUACAUCAUCUGUCUCAUCUACCUCAUCUGUCUCAUCUACCACAUCUACCUCAUCUGUCUCAUCUACCUCAUCUACCUCAUCUACCUCAUCUACCUCAUCUGUCUCAUCUACCUCAUCUACCUCAUCUACCUCAUCUACCUCAUCUACCUCAUCUACCUCAUCUACCUCAUCUACCUCAUCUGUCUCAUCUACCUCAUCUGUCUCACCUACUUCAUCUGUCUCAUCUACAUCAUCUACCUCAUCUGUCUCAUCUACCGCAUCUGUCUCACCUACCUCAUCUGUCUCAUCUGUAUCAUCUACUUCAUCUGUCUCAUCUACAUCAUCUACCUCAUCUGUCUCAUCUACCGCAUCUGUCUCACCUACCUCAUCUACCAUAUCUACCUCAUCUGUCUCAUCUACCUCAUCUGUCUCACCUACUUCAUCUGUCUCAUCUACAUCAUCUACCUCAUCUGUCUCAUCUACCGCAUCUGUCUCAUCUACCGCAUCUGUCUCACCUACCUCAUCUGUCUCAUCUGUAUUAUCUACUUCAUCUGUCUCAUCUACAUCAUCUACCUCAUCUGUCUCAUCUACCGCAUCUGUCUCAUCUACCUCAUCUCUCAUCUACAUCAUCUACCUCAUCUACCUCAUCUGUCUCAUCUACUUCAUCUACCUCAUCUGUCUCACCUACCUCAUCUGUCUCAUCUACCUCAUCUGUCUCAUCUACCUCAUCUGUCUCACCUACCUCAUCUGUCUCAUCUACCUCAUCUACCUCAUCUGUCUCAUCUACCGCAUCUGUCUCACCUACCUCAUCUACCAUAUCUACCGCAUCUGUCUCACCUACCUCAUCUACCAUAUCUACCUCAUCUGUCUCAUCUACCUCAUCUGUCUCACCUACUUCAUCUGUCUCAUCUACAUCAUCUACCUCAUCUACCUCAUCUGUCUCAUCUACCUCAUCUACCUCAUCUACCUCAUUUGUCUCAUCUACCUCAGCUGUCUCAUCUACCUCAUCUGUCUCAUCUACCUCAGCUGUCUCAUCUACCUUAUCUAUCCCAUCUACCUAAUCUAUCCCAUCUACUUCAUCUGUCUCAUCUACAUCAUCUUAAAAAACUACCUAAUCUACCUCACUGACUUCAUUUACCUCAUCCAUCUCAUUAAUCUUACCUACAUUAUCAACAUCAUUCGAAAUUACAACAAUUACCCAUCUCACUGUAUCGCCUUACGUAACAACUCGUCUCUAAAACACAUUUCUAACACCCAACUGCCACAUCGUGACCUAACAACUCACACGCCCUGUCCCGACCCCCAGUGUCCCCACAACUCCACCCUCCUGUCUCCCGAUCCCCGUGUCGCCUCCACUCACCCCCUCCCCUGUCCCCCGUGA